GUCGGCUUGUAGUUCUUUCGUCUGCGGUGGAAUCCGCUCCGCAAAGAGAAAUUGCUAAAUGUGAAAUCACUGAUCAGGAUUGCGUGAAUUAAUGGCAACAUGUCAAAGAAGCGUGGCAGGAAGCGUAGCAGCGGGGAGCUGAGUGGGAACUCCACGGUGACCCUCACCCCAGACCCUGACAACCUGCUGGGCCGGAGGAUCCAACACACAUGGAGAGAGAAGGGUAAUCUGACCAAGUGGAAAGGCACUGUUUUGGAGCGCCUUAGCGUCAACAACUCCCUCUACAUGGUCAAAUAUGAUGGCUUUGACUGUGUCUACGGUAUUGAGUUGUUCAAGGACGAGAGGGUGUCCAACCUGCAGGUGUUGUCAGAAAAAGUCGUAAACAAUAAAAUAAAGGUGCCCCCUGGAGCAGAGGAACUCGUGGGGAGAGCUGUGGAGCAUCUCUUUGAAAAGGAAGAUGGGGAGAAAAAUGAGUGGAGGGGUAUGGUGCUGUCCCGUGCCCCUGUCAUGACCCAUUGGUAUUACAUCACCUACGAAAAGGACCCCGUGCUUUACAUGUAUCAACUGUGGGACGAUUACAAGGAUGGAGAUCUACGAGUGCUUCCUGAGUCAGAGAACAAACACCUCUUGCCUGCAGACAGGAAGCCAGGUGAAGAGACGGAGAGUCUUGUGGGUAAACAGGUGGAGUAUAUCACAGACAGUGGUCUGAAGAGAACAGGCUUGGUUAUCUAUCAAGUUCCAGCCAAACCCACCGUAUACUACAUCAAAUACGAUGAUGACUUCCACAUCCACGUCUAUGAUCUGGUGAAGACCACCUAGUGCUUACUAUCUACUACCUUGUACUAUUUACUUCCACCUUCUGUUACUGGUUCAUCUUUAUCUUAACCAAUUGUUUCCUGUUUGAGCACCACAGAUUUUAUCUUAUUAUUAUUAUUAUUAUUAUUUUGUUCUCCAUCGACUGGAGAUAUGUGUUUGAGAUCAAAAUCCCCCGCCCUGCAAAAAAUGUUCAUCUUAACAACUUUUUUUUUCAGUUUUUAGUCGUACAGCCGUACAUUUCUUAAAACAGUACAGUCAAACUGCCAGGAUUUUCCCGACUCGCUUAACAUUGAAUUCCGGUUUUGGUGCAAUGAACUGGUGUAUUAUCUUUCGGUUUCACAUAUUCACACUCACUCUUGAAAAUUCCCUUAACAAGUAAACCUGCACUGGGGACAAAUGAAAUUCUAUCAGUUCAUUGACAAAAUUGUUUAUUUUGAUGGAAAAUUAUUUCAAAAUUGAGUAUGAGACAAAAUAAGCCGCUAAAAUGUACAUUUUUUGUGUAGUGUCAGAGCAGUGCUGUCUGCUGUUUUUGGGGGAUGUUUUAUCAUUGUCAGUUCUCCAGACCUAAUUUUAUGCUUCUUGAUUUUAUGUUCUAGGGCUGGGUGAUAUGGACAAAAUCAAAUAUCACGAUAUUUUUAACCAAAUAUCUCGAUAGACAUUUUGAUGAUGUUGUAGAAAUGACUUGACGCACUUACGAAAUAUUUACACAAUGACAUUUUCGCUAAACGCUCAUUAGUAAUGUGGACAUGAUGUCCAAACAGAGACAAAUUAAGAGUUAGAACAGCCUAAUAAGUUCAGACAAUUGCAUCUAUUGUAAUGCAGCCUUUAAAACCAGGAAAAGGCAACACUUGUGUCAUAUCACGAUAUACAUAAAACCAGAUGAUAUCUCGUCUUAUAUCACGAUAUCGAUAUAUUGCCCAGCCUUAAACUGAGCAACUCUAUUUGGUCCUGUUUGGUACACAGAGAGCCAAGAAACAGGAGUCAAAUUCCAUGUAUGUGCAAGCCUACGUGGCCAAUAAACAUGAUUCUGAUCUGUAAAUAAACAAGAUAAGGACAAGCCUGUUGAAAUAAUUGAACAGGGGAACUAGAACUGGUUUCAUCUCACUUGUAUAGUAGUUUGAGUCCAAAAUGUAUCCUUUUGAUAAAUAACUCAUCUUGCAAAGAACAUGUCUUACCUAUACCUCUCUUGCUUAUCAUUUGGUUCACUUUUAUAUGCCUAGGCUAUUUAUUUCAUCAGGACUCUUUGGUUGUGCUGGUGUCAAUGCAAAAGAUAAGAGGAAAUUGUGUCUGUUGUGUUUUAUGAUACAUGUUAUGAAUUUAAUUGCUGCUUCAUUUGGAUAGGGAGUUCAUUUGAUCAGGGCUUAAUU
Molecule: messenger RNA, 2183 nt
Organism: Lampris incognitus (smalleye Pacific opah)
Lineage: Eukaryota; Metazoa; Chordata; Actinopteri; Lampriformes; Lampridae
Product: spindlin-1-like
Exons: 5
Coding region: 100-819 (239 amino acids)
Biological process (GO): gamete generation
Source: RefSeq, a predicted model, not a curated record